Messenger RNA from Galendromus occidentalis (western predatory mite), 624 nucleotides. Its product is annotated as ras-related and estrogen-regulated growth inhibitor-like. The coding region runs from base 1 to 624 and encodes 207 amino acids. The record is from RefSeq and is a predicted model, not a curated record. NCBI's taxonomy places the organism in Eukaryota, Metazoa, Arthropoda, Arachnida, Mesostigmata, Phytoseiidae. The transcript is spliced from 3 exons. Gene Ontology annotation, molecular function: GTPase activity; GTP binding.
AUGACCAACAAACCUCGACAAGUUCCCGUGAAAAUUCGAAUCACCGUCGUUGGAUCGAAAGGUGUUGGAAAAUCAGCCUGCAUAGUGAAGUUCUUGACGAACAAAUUCCUCUACGACUACAGUUCGAAGCAGGAUAAUAGCUAUCACAAUCAAGUGACCGUGGAAGAAACUAUCUACGAUCUGGAAAUCACGGACAUAACGAAGCACAGUAAUACGGAAUCUCUGCCGGUACAGAAGUGUGAAACCGUCGACGCGUUUGUGGUCGUGUACUCGAUCGACAAUCGCAAAAGUUUCGAUGAUGCCUCGGAUUGGUACUCGGACCUCGAUGCUCGUUAUCCCGAUAUCCCGAUCCUUCUGCUAGCGAACAAGACCGACAAGGAAUAUUCCCGCGAUGUCGACGCCGAAGAAGGGAAGGAGCUUGCGGGGGAUCUGUUCUUCGAAGUUUCCGCUGCCAACACGGAAGCGGUCUCUUUGCAGAUGGCUUUCGCCAGCCUGUUCAGAAAAAUCGUGGUGCUGAGAAACUGCCAAACCGUGAAGAGGAAGCUCAGUAUGACGAAAAAGAUCGGAAGUAUUUUCACCCGGAAGGAUUCAGUUCGACGCAUCAGCACUAGUGCCUCCAUGUAG